AUACUAUGUGUAUUUCUGGUGAUAGAAGUUCACUCUCGAUCGACGUGGUUCGGAAGUCACGUAGGCCGUUGGUCCCGUUGCUGAAUAACCACUGGUUCCUUGUAACGUAAAAACACCAUACAAACAAACAAACUAUGUAAGACUAAAAAAAUUGCAGUAUAUUCUUGUGUAUUUACUUCAUGCAUUGGUCUGCUUUGCAGUAUACAUCAUAAUACAUGACAGCGGUAUACAACUGAAACCUUUUUUAAUCUGGAUAAAUUGUGUAUUGAGCAUUAUUGACAUGUAUGUAUAUAUUAUCUUGCAAAGAGGUCUAAUGGACUUCUAGGUUGGUUAUUUGAUGUCAUUGCAAAUUAUUAAAUUUUCGUUAUUGUUACGGUGAAAUUCGUCACCCACGAAGACAUUUAGCGAAUUACGGUAACAACUGACAUUCACCAAUAUUCAAAAUAAAAAAAAAUAUAUAUAUAUACAACAUACUCGAAAAAAUUAAGAGGGAAAACUAUAGUGCUUCAGUUUGUCACUAGAUGACACUUCUGCUCCUUGAUACUUGAGGAUCCUUGGAAGAAAGUUUUUUCUCGACUGUCAAGAAUGAGCUUUAUUCAGUCGAAGGCUAUGCAACCCUGUUUUCGAUCUCAAGAUUUCUAGUUUUAUUGUUUUAAGUGUACUCCUUGUUAAGAUCGUGAAAAUGAAUUGUUUUAUGGUUAUACUAGUUUUAGGCAUGGCCACAGCUAAACCAAGCAUGGAUGAUGAAUCUUCUGUAAAAAUGAAUGCGGCAGAGGGGGGACAUGGUUACUCCAUGGGGAAGGAAACGCUAGAUGACGACGACGAAGCUACAGUGUCUGUGGAUGAUGGCUGGAAUGCUCUGCCCGAUAAUGAUCACCAUGCUAACGUUGAAGAUGGAGGAGGCUCUGACUCCUCUUGGGAUGCUUUAGAAGUGGGUGAUGAUCAGGGUGUGACUGCAGAUUAUUACCAGAGUUUUAUGGUGGCUGAAAUGGCCGAUAUUCUCAUGGAUUCGCCUCUAAAUGAAGAGGGUGCUGAGGGACGGUUUUUCUUGUGCAAGAAGUGCUUAAAGAAGUAUGUGAAGUGCAAGGGCAUCUGCAGGAGUCUUUCCACGAUUGAUGGCCAUUCAUCAGAUAUGGUACCUUGCAGCACCACAUGUUUGCAGAGAUUAAGUGCAUGCUGCUUCAAAACAUUCAGAGCAACCAAAGAAACCAUUGGGAGUGGAAUCAAUUAUUUGUUUAGAAGGAAGCCAAAUACGACGACCGAAACUCCGAAUCCACAGGUUUCUGCAAGUCAAACUGCACAGGAUGCAGAAGGUACUACUUAUACCCAGGUUUAUGCGAACCCUUAUCAACCGGGCGUUGGUGCCAAUUUCUUCCAAGGGGCCUUCAACAAAUUUAAUCAGGGCUCUGGGCCUGGCUUCUUUCAAAACCUGAGACAACCAUUUCAGCAGGGUUCAGGAGGAAGCUUUUUCCAGGGUAACAAAAACCCUUUUCAGUGGGGAAUGCCCAAUUUUCAGGUAACCCAUCCAUACUUUGCCUUUCCUGGCUUCCCAAAGCCUACUCCUGUGUAUGGGAACGAUGGUUCACCAACAGUGGUGGUCACUUCAACUGUUCAAGUAUUAGUGACAACUUGCCAAUCUAACACAGACACUACGACGUUAGUCUCUACAGAAACGAGCCAACUUUCCAGCGAGAUCACAGAUCCUAUUACCAGUGCUGUAAUAACUGAGAGCUCUGAAAUGACAGAGAGCACACACAUGCCAGAUCCAAUUUUGGUGACUGAAACUAUACAUCCAGGCUAUGGUCUUCCCAGUAAUUAGAAUUUAUCCUUAAUCCCUACAAGAAAGAUGUAGUGGCUUUCAGAAUCCUUGUGAGGUCCUUACCAAAGGUACUGUGUAAAUUUUUUAAGAAGCUGAAAGUUAAGAUCUUAAAUCUUGUACACAUGUAAAUAAACUAAUUAACUUUU
Molecule: messenger RNA, 1965 nt
Organism: Macrobrachium nipponense
Lineage: Eukaryota; Metazoa; Arthropoda; Malacostraca; Decapoda; Palaemonidae
Exons: 4
Coding region: 683-1819 (378 amino acids)
Source: RefSeq, a predicted model, not a curated record